Messenger RNA from Poecilia reticulata (guppy), 6063 nucleotides. RefSeq names its product TYRO3 protein tyrosine kinase (gene tyro3). Gene Ontology annotation, molecular function: ATP binding; protein binding; transmembrane receptor protein tyrosine kinase activity. Gene Ontology annotation, cellular component: plasma membrane; signaling receptor complex. The record is from RefSeq and is a predicted model, not a curated record. Gene Ontology annotation, biological process: protein phosphorylation; cell migration; phagocytosis. NCBI's taxonomy places the organism in Eukaryota, Metazoa, Chordata, Actinopteri, Cyprinodontiformes, Poeciliidae.
GCUUGUUUUCCUCCGGGUCUCCUCUGUGUUCCGCGGCUCCUCGAGUGUUUUCCUCCCCUCCCCCGGUCAUUCCGUCGGUGUUCCUCCGUUCACAAGCUGGAAAGUCAGGCUUUAUUAACGAUGAGGAAGAGCGGAGCGGAGUGACACGUCGGUAAAAGUGGCAGAUGAAGGAGCCCAUUGAGACGAUGAGAGGAUGAAGCCGCUGCUGUGGGUCGUUGUUGUUGCUCUGCGGACUCUUACUGGGAGCUGUGGGAGCGGCGUGCUGUUCACGAAGCACCCGUCCAAUCAGACGGUGUCUCAGGGGAACGAGGUGAGGCUGGGCUGCGCUGUGGAAGGCCUGACCGAACCGGACAUCAUCUGGAUGAAGGACGGGGAGAAGCUGUACAGCACGGAUCAGGUCUUCCUCAUCCUGGGAGAGCAGCACUGGGAGACGUCCCACAGUGUGAAGUCGGUCCAGCAGCAGGAUGCUGGUCAGUAUUGGUGUGUGGUGGAGUCCCACGGUCAGAUGUUCUCCUCUGAACGAGCCUGGAUAACAGUUGAAGGCGUCCCUCACUUCACCCAGGAACCUCAGGAUGUGGCAACGUUCCCCAACAUCCCCUUUAACCUCUCUUGUGCCGCUGUCGGCCCCCCUGAGCCUGUGGAGGUGCUGUGGUGGCUGAAGGGAGUCCAGGAGGGAGAACCCCAACAAUCACCCUCUGUCCUCCAUGUCCCAGGUGUGAACAGCAGCAUCAAGUUUUACUGCGAAGCGAAGAACGCCAGAGGAAUCUCUGUGUCCAGAACCGGAACCGCUCAUAUUAAAGUGUUGCCAGCAGCUCCGGUGGACCUCCAGCUUCUCAGGAUUACAGACAACAAUGUUACAUUGUCAUGGAAACCAGGAUUCAUGGGUUACUCCGAACUGUCCACGUGUGUGAUUCAGGUGGUGCGGGUGUCGGGGCGCCGGUGGAACCUCCCCCAGCAGGAGGUGCAGGUUCCUCCUCACAUCCACACGCUAACAGGCCUGAGGAGUCACUCCAACUACAGCCUGAGGGUCUCCUGUGCGAACGAGGUGGGAGCCUCCCCGUUUUCCCCGUGGCUGACCUUCAUCACCCCGGAGUCAGUGCCCUCUGUGGCCCCCAGGAACCUGAGCUUUGUGCUGUCAGGGCAGAAUCUGUCUCUGCAGUGGGCCAGGCUGAAGGAGGAUGAGCUGCAGGGGAAACUGCUGGCCUACAAGCUGCAGUGGACUCAUGGAGGAGAACCUCAGGAACCUCUUCUGUUUAAGGAGAACUCUACUCCAACGUUAGACGCAGCCCGUUUCUUCAACGCCUCCAUCCAGGUGGCAGCCUGCACCGCGGUUGGCUGUGGGCCCUGGAGCCCCUCGGUGCUGGUGAUGCCUGCCUCAGCUCCUGUCCAGGUGCAGCGGAGCCGCAUGUGGGUGGGACUGCUGCUCGGCCUGCUGGUGGCCACCAUCGUUGGGCUGCUGCUCACCAUCGCAGCUCAGCGCAGAGAGAAGGAAACAAAGUUUGGUUCGGCCUUUAAAGCUCCUGGUCCAGAGAGUUCGGUGUUCUUCACUGCUGCUCGGUCGUUCAGCAGAAACGUGGCUGAUCUGCACGAGUCCACCUUGGACAGUCUCUGCAUCAGCAGUGAGCUGAAGAACAAGCUGCAGGAUGUGUUGAUUUCAGAGAGACUUCUUACUCUGGGCCACAUGCUGGGAAAAGGUGAGUUUGGUUCAGUACGUGAAGCCAUUCUGAAGACUGAUGACUCAUCGAUGCAGAAGGUGGCUGUCAAAGUGCUGAAAUCUGACAUCACCUCCUCAGGUGACAUUGAACAGUGUCUAAAGGAGGCUGCAUAUAUGAAGGACUUCCACCAUCCCAAUGUCAUCAAGCUCAUUGGAGUGAGUCUGCACCGGCGUCCUGGCCAGCGGCUGCCAAUCCCAAUGGUGGUCCUGCCAUUUAUGAAGCACGGGGAUCUGCACACCUUCCUGCUGUUGUCCCGUUUGGGGGAUGAGCCAUUUGACCUCUCUCUCCAGACGCUGGUGCAGUUCAUGCUGGACAUCGCUCGGGGGAUGGAGUAUCUGAGCAGCAAGAGCAUCAUCCACAGAGACCUGGCCGCCCGAAACUGCAUGUUGAACGAGAACAUGUCUGUGUGUGUGGCAGACUUUGGGCUCUCUAAGAAGAUCUACAGUGGAGAUUAUUACCGUCAGGGCUCUGUUUCCAAACUGCCUGUCAAGUGGAUCGCUCUAGAGAGCUUGGCAGACAAUGUGUACACCACUCAGAGCGAUGUGUGGGCGUUUGGUGUGACAAUGUGGGAGAUCAUGACCCGGGGUCAGACUCCAUAUCCUGGAGUGGAAAACUCUGAGAUCUAUGAGUUUCUGAUCAAAGGAGAGCGUCUGAAGAAACCUGCAGACUGCAGAGAGGACAUUUAUGAGAUCAUGCACAGAUGCUGGAGCCCGGUCCCCAAAUGCCGUCCCAGUUUCCCGCAGCUGGUCAUUCAGCUGGAGACGCUGCACCUGUCCCUGUCCCCUGCCGCCCCUCUGAAGGAGCCUUUGCUCUACAUCAACCUGGAAGGGGACAACAGCGAGACAGACAGAGAGGAAGGAGCUGUGGGGGCCCGGAUCCUGGGACCGGAGGCCGCAGCGGAGGGUUCCAACUGGAGCGUCCCCUGGCAGCGCCGAGCAGAGGACGAGGAGAAGGACUGGCUCAUGGUGGGCUCUGGGGCCGCGCUGGCCAUCGGCGGGGACUACAGGUACAUCGUGGGCCCCUGUGGAGCCAUUGCUGAGGAAGCAGAGGAGGUGGGCUCUGUGGGAAGAAGAGGGGAUUUAGCAAACGGACCAGUUGAUGAGCUACGGGACGAAGACGAUGACGUCGUAAUUAACGUUUGAUCGAUUGACCUGGCAUGGCCCAGAUUUGCUCCUCUCUCCUGACCGGCUGUUCGCUUUAUAUCUGAGAGUGGCUGCAGUCGGUAGAGACCAGGCAAGGUACUAAAGGACCAACUCUCCCAGGCGAAGUGACCUUCAUCUGUUGCCAGCACACAAACACAUUCCUGGCGUGUCGUCGAGUGAGUCUGGUUGAGGAGCUCAGAAUCUCUUGAGCCGUUUCAGAGAUUUGCCUGUAAAAGGAUGAAAUAUUUUUUUGGUUCCAGCUUCCGAGGCAGAAAAAAUGAACUUAAAUACCUUAGUGUAUCACUAGUUUAUCAUGAGGUCAAUAGUAGGAAUAAACAGUUUGAGAACAUUUCUCACCUCUGAGAGCUGCUAACCACCUGCUUCACGUUUGGUGAAAUAAUUAUUAGACAUGCGCCGAGAAAUCAGCUGGUGAUUCUCAGAGUCAGAUGAUCAUCAUCUGACCGGUGGCUAAAAAACUGGAUAUUUUUAGGUUCAGUAAAUGCACCACGAUGUGGAGGCUGUUACUUGUGGUAAGAACUCAAAAUAAGAUGAUUUCAGUCUCUGUGAAGAGUGAGGAAGCACAGACGUGGAAGAAACUACUUAAAAGGAAACAGUGUUUUUUACAAUUCACAGAGGGAGAGAUGUUCAGCAGACCGGUUGAACAGAGAACAAGCAAAUGGUUUCCGUUCAUCUUUUUGAGUUUUCAGAGUCUGUUGUAGAGUUUUCUCUGGACUUUUCUAGAAUAUUCCGUUCACGACUACGAUAACUGGUGCUAAUUCCUAAUCCAAGACGGUUAAAAUGUUACAGCUUGAUGCCAACUCGGCUAAUUUAAAUAAUGACUUGUGAUGACAGGGAGGAUAGGGAAAGUGCUACAACAGCAAUUUGGAAAUGAUUGAAAUCGGGAUCAGUAUGUCAAAACUCCAGAGCAGAAAUCAGCCACAGAACCAUGAUCUGUGGAUCUGUGGAGGGUAACUGUCACUGGUUAUCCGUGAUACUGAUGGUAAACGUUUGGACUUUUCCCUGUGGUUUUGCUCCAUGUUACACAAUAAUUUAAAACGAUUUUAGCUUCUUUAUUGGUGACAUUAUGAAACUUGCUCUUUCUUCUUAAGAACUGUGAAGCUACGUUGUGCCAGGAUUCUGCAUUUGGGUGAGACGUAGUCGGGUAUUGAAAAUGGUUUGGAGUUCAUCUACAAAAGUGAAGUCAGAAUUAUCUGAUGGGAGCUGAGAUCAUCUCCGCUGGUGAUUAACCGACUCCUUCUUGGAAUGAUCAAAGCAAAUCCUCUGCAGAAGACACAAGGUUCGUCCUGCUGAAGGAGCCGCCUGCUGUAAAAUCAUGAUUUGUCCGGUGUGGAAGACUUUCUACACGAACCGGUUUGUUUCCACUGGGAGAAUACGGUUACUGGAGGAGAGGCUUGGAACAGGAGGACAUACAGGGAGGCUGCACAGCUCUGCACCUGAGCUUCCUCAUCAACAAGCAAACAAGCUGAGGAAAUGGCAAGCGUCGGCAUGUUUCUUAUAUUCUUCCUUGAUAACCAGUGUACCAGCUAAUCAGGCUGGAGUACGAGGCAACAGCUGCUGCCGUGGUGACACACUGCAGGACCUAGGCAAUGAGAGAGAUGGUAUUAAAUGCAUAGUCAGUGAUAACUCAGCAGUCAGAAGGGACGGCCCAGUUAGACAUGCAGAACUUUAACAGGCAGGCAUUAAACGUGCCUCAGUAUCAGCAACAGGUGAAGAACGGUAAUGUUGCUUUUCAUUAUUUUAUUGAUAACAUUUCACACACUGUAUUUCAAUGAGUUGUCAGUAAAGCUAUUUAAUUAUGGCAGCACUAAGAACUCUGGGUAAGCUUUUAUUGUGUAGCAGAAGGCAAUGAAGGUCUGACAUGCCACUUUAAAACUAAUAGUUUUUGUUUUGCAAACAGGUUAUUUCACAAUAAUCAAAACGCUCUAGCUAGCUGUUAGCAUCUUGUAAAUCAACUUAUUUGCAUUCAAAAGCUCCCAAAUCAGACCUUUUGUCCUGGGGACUAAACUGCUUUGGUCAAGUAGUCAAAGCCUCAGCAGGUGACUAGAAGAUGAACCAGCAGCUGUUGCCUUGGUGAAAAUGUGCUGCUCUAUUUAACAUGCUAAUGUUAAUAUGCUGGUGUUGACUUUAUUAGCCCCUCUGGGACAUGAUGUAGCACAUGUGAAUAGGCUUUAGACGUGUUUUUAACCUGAAGCGUGUUCAGUCUGCUGAUCAUGGUGAACUGAACACUUGCAGUUGAAACCAGGAGUUUACAUAAAUGAAUAAAAAGACACAUUUUAAAUUUUCUCACUGUCUGAAGUUAAAUCAGAUCAAACUUCUCGUUUUAGCCUUAUCAGAAUCACUGCAUGUCUACUUGAUAAUUGCCAGUAAACAAAGUGAGGAAAAUGUUUUUAGAGAUUAUUUUGUAAUGUUUUUCAUUUUCAGAAUUUUACAUUUCUGUUGUAAGGGAUACUUGUAUUUUGAAGUGUAUGACUUGGGUCAAACCUCUUAGGUUUCCUCUCAGAUGUUUCUCACAGUAGUUUACUGGAGUUCUGAUGGUCACACCAAAACAUUGACUUUGUCGACUUAAGCCACUUUGGCCAGAUGCUUUGGGUUAUUGCCCAUUUGGAGCUUUAGCUUCCUGGCUGAUGUUUUUAAGGUUUCUACAUCAUGUUCUUUAUUCAUAAUGCCACCAGUUCCUCCUUCAUCAAAACGGCCCCACCACAUGAUGCUGCCUCCCCCAUACAUCAGUUAGAACGGUGAGGCUUCCAAGUGUCGGCCUUUACUUCCAAAUAAAGUUUCCAAGGCGAUGACAUCAUCAUCUGGGCUUCCCCUUGUUGUUUGAAGAGAUAAUCAUUCUGUAUGUAAACAUCUGAUUUCAAAGAUAUAAAUAAAUAAAUCUGUUUCAUUCUCCUAUUAUUGUGGGAUUUAGUUGUUAGAAAUAAUUUUGGUAAUUCUAACUGACCUAAAGCAAAAGCAGGUCAGUCUGAUUAAACUUCACACAGUGAGGGAAGAAAAUGUGUUUUUAUUCGGUGUAUGUAAACUUUUGGCUUUAACUGUAGCAGCUUUAGGUUUUCCUAAUGAUGUGCUGGUUGCUGCAUUGCAAGGUUUUAACUACCUUUUCUUAACCUUUCUGUAAAUCACUGACUUCAGAUCUGUGGGGAAUACUGAGGUGGGCUGAACUUGUAAAAAAUAAAGUGUUACUGGUG